Amoebophrya sp. A120 is the source of this 6668-nucleotide messenger RNA. The record is from the annotation of a GenBank genome assembly. NCBI's taxonomy places the organism in Eukaryota, Dinophyceae, Syndiniales, Amoebophryaceae.
GGAACUGGAACCCUCCCGACUCUCAAGUGGGCAAAGUUCCAGUUCCCGUUCCUGUAGCUUUCUCUGUAUGAAAGCUCCAGCGCGCAGGAAUUGGAGCGCUCAAUUGCGGAACUCGAGCUGGAACGUUCAAAAAGAGAACGCUCCAGGUCAACACGAGCUGGAGCGUUCAAGAAAUGAAAGCUAUAGGAGCGGGAACAGGAACUUUGCCGACUUGAAAGGCGAGAAAGUUCCAGCUCUCGUUCCUGAGAGGAACAAAAAAGUGGGCGCCAAGGUAGUGCGCCAGCGUCUCCGCGGAGACGCGCGGGCACUACCUUGGCGGACAAUUUGCACCUUCAUCUCCAGUUGUUCUCUUCGGAAAUUCCGAGGUACAAAAAGUGCGGGUCACGUGGCCGGGAGCGAAGCAGGCGGAUCACGUGGCCGCAGCGAAAUCAGCUGCUGAGGAUGGGAAGAAGAGCGGAAGUUGGAAAACCAAAAGCCGAGGACCUGCAUCAACUACGGAUGAAGUGAAAGACGCUGCGCAGCGGAUUGUGUACGUUACCUUCGAGCGUGAUCACGAUGUCAUUCGUUCCGUGCACAUGGCCCCGGGUAAGGGACUGCUCGUGAGGCCGCGGAAGAGUACCACCCUGCCGCAUCAGCACGUAAAGCUGCACGAUUUGGGGGCUAAUGUUGGGUCAGAGGAAGCGUUCGGUCUCGGGCAGGUCAAGGCGCAAGAACCUUUGCGAGCCAAUUUGACAAAUUGGCUCUCCGCUGCUGCUCGAUCCAGAACUUUCGUCGGUGAUCUCGUGCUGGCGGACUCGCUAGCCGUCUUGGUGAAAGGCGAAGCCCUUGGCACCAUGGCAAAAAGUUCCGAAAGCGGGGAGACGCCCCAGCAGUCUCCCCUUAGCACUGCGUGUGAAGCGAUCUUGCAAAACCAUCUGGCGCAGCGGCAGGACGCCGGGCAGUCACGCGGGAACGCAAAAGCCGGCGCCACGUCGCUGGGGAGCUUCAUUCUCUUGGACGGAUCGAUGUGCGCCACUGUUCCGCCGUCGAGCCAUCCUGAGGAAACUACCUGUUUCGAGCGCGAGUGGCUUGCGAUCGAAAAGCAUUGCCGACCGAGGGUGCUCUUCGUGAACAACGUGAAUUUGCCGCAACACUCGGGCGGCUGGAUCCGGGAACACUUGGUGACUGCGAAAAAUUGGUUGGAAAUCUUCACCGACGCUAUGAUCGACGCGGACGGUGGUGGCGCGCCAGCGCCUGCGUUGCGGGAGUUCUACCGGCACAGAAAGUUUGCCAUUCUGGUGUCCCCGGAAGCGGAAGUUUUGGAGACAGGGGAGGGAGAUGAUGCAGCUGCUGGCUUUCCGAGCCAGACACUCGCGGCUAAGGUACUAGAUCUCGUAUGGUCAUGGAAAUUGAUGUUGAUGUAGAAGUAGAGUUUUUUGUACAGUGCGGAAACACGACUCUAGGUGCGUGAUAUUAUGGAGGCAUGAUGACAUGUAGAGUCCUCUGUUUUUCUUUUUGCAUUUUCGUGCGCGUUUUAGUUUUACACUUUAUGGUGCACUUCUGCAUCACGAGUUUGAGUUUCCACGUGUCAAUAAUCCGCACCGAGCGAAGAAGAAACUUUCAACGAUUCGAUGCAGCCGCCAGCCGAGCCGCUUUCUCGGCGUCUCCGCGAGGGUGCCGUCAAACUCCUGCGCAUUGCCGACCAGAUCCAGAAGACAGGAAGCGACAUGGUAAAGACUGUUUUGCGGGACGGCAUGACUAUCACGCACGAAGAUGGCGCGCAGCCAGAUCAUGCCAGCACCACUACGAGAAGCAAAUCCGAGGCACAGAAGCUGCAGAGCAAUCUUUUCGGUAUCGCCAAGCUCCGCGCCGGCGACAAAAUCAGAGGUGGGGACCGGGAAACGUUUUUCACGAAAUUCCUAGAUGACAUGAACACGCUUUUCUUCGACCGCGAGCUGCAAGCGGAUCAUGAAGAAGAUCAUGGAAAGCAAAUGGGUGGGGAAGUAGUACUAGCAGACACCCCGCCCGGGGUAGCAGCUCCGAAAAAAUCUUCUGGGGCCGACGUCAUUUUCCGCAACUCAUUCGUGUUGCCCAACAUCCCGACACCUUUUGUGGCAUUGAAACGAGACGUCAGGCAGUUCUACAACUAUGCCGUUUCCAUGGACUUGUUGAUUCCGAUGAAGACUAACGAGCCGCCGGCAGAUGAAGCGCGGACACGGCCGAACACUGUCGCGGCAAACAAGCAAGAGCACGAGGAAAGCACCUCCGAAACGGGCACGACCGCGCCCCAAAUCAUCCGCCCCGAGGACCUGUGGGAAUGCGCCGUGUACACGGAGUUGCUGGACGUUGCGGUGCUGAAGCCGAUCGGAGUCUCCGUUUCGUCACAAGUGAACUUUCACCAGGCCCUCGCUUUUUCUCCGGAUACGAACGUCAUUCGGCGGCAGUGGGAACGGCUGCGCCUAGGCCAAUUUGUAGACGACAGCGCGAAGGCCCUAAGUCGGGCAGAGUGGGGCGUCACUUGGGAACGGUUGCGGAUAAGCUUAAAGCGGUUUGCACAGCAUGCAGAUAACCCUGCUCGAACCGGUAACGGGGAAGCCGUGCGAAAACAGCGAAGUAGCUCGUCGUGCGCGGAGUUUCUGGGCACGGUGACGGCGCUUCUGCAAGGGAGGAACGAGGAGACUGCCGACAGCAUUUUUGAUGGUGAAGGCGUUGGAAGCAAUUCCGAGCAACCGACUGAGAAGGCUGCAACAUCGGACAACUCGCAGUGCCUAUUCGACAAGUUCGUACCGUCCACUCGCGUCCGCGACUUCGUCGUGUACGAGCGCCUUCCCGAUGUUGAAAACGAACUCUGUCCGUCGUCCGUGCCUGCUCGGAACGAACUGCGGCCGACCGAAGAAACUCCUCAUGACGGAGUAAAGCACGCCGAAGGGCGAAGGAUCUCCUCGCACCAUCAGGAGCGCGAUCGAACAAAAGCACAAAGUUUGCAGCACCAGAUAAACACGCUGUUUGAUCACGAGGAACGGUUCGUUCGCGACUUGCAAGAUCUGGAAAAGGCAAUUCUCGAGUACAUUCCGUCCUAUUACCUGUCUCACGACUCCCUGGGUGAACUCCAUAUUCUGCCGACGAGCCGCGUGGCCUUGGACACGGCACGGGAAAAAGGUGUCGCCAAGCAGACGCAAGAAACGACGCAAGCGGGUGGGCAAGAGUCUGCGCGUCAUGUUGCGGUGGAAAAAUCCCUGACGAUCCUUGGCAUCACGCUGUUGAAACGAGCCCGCGAGAGUCUGCUCAGUUUCCGCCGCGGCUUCAUGCUUCCCCGGCUAAGUGUUGCGAUGCAAGCGCUCGCGUUUAGGAGCAUACAGGAGCGGCAGAAGCGGUAUCUGCAGUGCUUGGAAGGGCAAACGGUCUCCGAUCAAAAAGGACGAGAAAAACGGACACCAAUCGAAGACUUCGAGCAUGUGGUGUGGCCUGUAGUGGCGCGGUUUUUUGCAAAAGCGAAGGCUGCACUUUUCGGCUUUGAUACGGAUGCAGCUGCUAGGGGCGCUGCUUCAGGACCGAUUUCAUUUGCAGAUCCUGACCUCAGCCUGAACAUCGGUAGCGUCUUCAAGUCUCUUCGCGCGGAGAGUCGCAGCGGCCAGGAAGUGCCCUUUUCCUCUUCUGCGAGCAGCAGCGCGCUAAUCUCUUUUCUCGAGCAGGAAUUCCGAACCCGCCAGAAGGGCAAAGAGCAAGUUUUUCCAUCCACGAAGCGCGAGAAGGACUCGGCGGGAGGAAAAGGGGAUCAGGCCGCGCCUGCUGCAGCGCUGUAUGAAAAGCUCGAGAAGCGACUGCUGAAGCGAAUCGUUGUCCCCGCGGUACGGAGAUUCGGCAUUCACCUCGGCGUAUUCGAUCCUAUGUCUGCCGACUACGCAGUGCGGGCAAAGUUCACGGACUGCACGACACCCGACUCAGCAAAUGCAUUCGGGGCACUGGAUCAGGCCGUGCGCUUCUGCUGCAGUGAGCUGGAGCCGGAAGCGCCGGAAAAUCAUUUCAAAUGGAACCUGGCACUGAGUCGGCACAUGCCAUUUGAGCUCGCUGCCUUCGGUGGCUACACGAUGGCACACCCAAGCACCGAGAAAGACACUGACAGAAAUACCUCAACAGGAGGGUGGUCGACGUACAAUAAGAUAGAGGCGCUGGUGCAUUCCGCCGGCCUACGUGUGGCAAAGAAACGCGUGCAGCGCCGAGAGGAAAUACUAGACGCACAGACCACAGCACCGAAAAGCGAGGCGACCAGUGCGAGCGACGGCGUGCCCGGCGCUCUUCGUGCCGCGUCGGUGCAGCGACGUCCCGACCUCGAGAUGGGUUUGAGCAGCAGUAGUUAUCUGUUCGAACUGCUUGCGCGACGAAACGAAACGACCCGCUGGGCGGUGUCUUCCUGGUUUCCGUUGGUGAGACGGGAACCGGUAGUCCAAGCCUUGGCCGAAUAUCAACAAGGUAGUGCGGGACCAUCCGGCUCGAGCGGCUUUCUUUUUCCAUUUCUGGCGACACUUAUCCAAGACCUGCGCUCGGGGCUUCACAAGCACCAGCUUUCUUGGAGUGCAGGGGAUUCCGACGAGACGGUGGAGCGCAAGAUGGAACUGAUUUCGAACACCCUGCAGGAUCGCGUUCAGAACGCGGCAUCCCUUACGGCGAAGGGGACAGGAGGGCGGGGUACCACGAAGAGCCUAGCGGAAGUCUCGGCGAUGCUUGAGGCUGUGGCGAACGAGAGAACGACCUCAGCGAGCCUAAACGCGGCCGCCCUUGCGAGCGCACAGGAAUCCGCGUCCCGGCUGGAUUGGCUGCACAAGAGUCUGCCGCGGUGGAUCACCCUGCUCGGGUACGACGUUCGUCCGACGCCAUUCUUGCACGUGCUCACAAGGGCCGACCGAACUGGUACUGCUGCCCAGUUUGGUUCGUUUGCAGAGCGAAUGUCCUCUGCUCAUUCACUCGCUAGACAAAACCAAACCGAGGGCGGUGCGCACGGCCUCCUUCUACCCCAGCGGAGCAGCGUGCCGCUCCUGAAGCACUUCGUUGCUAAAUCGGAGACCACUAUCUCGCCCUUGGAGCUACAAUUUGCUUCCACCACCAGCGCCGCUUCCAGUAUUACACGAGCAGGAGACGCGACGUCGCCGUGGCCGUUAGCAAAAAUUCCGCCCUUCGUCUUUUCCGUGACAAAACUCGCGGAGAGUUUCCGAACGACGAGGGUGGUCCGCCAAAACUUAAAUUUAGCAAGCAGCACUGCAUCUGCUCAGCAGCAUUUUCAAGGGGAAAACUAUAAUCGCGGCACAUUUCGGCAGUUCAACGACCAAGAUUGCCUGGGCUUCAUCCAGAGCCAUCCCUUGCCGGACCACUUCCCCGAGGCGGAAAAGGUGUUCAUGAAGUACUUGAAACACGGGCCGCACCGCGCAGACUGGUGCCUGCUGUGGGUGCUUUACCACAACGGCGGGAUCCACCUCGACAGCGACGUGAUGGUGUACGAAAACUUUCUCCCCUUCCUCGCACACGGAGAAAAUGCAGCAGUUUCUUCGCGAGCGGAGGUCAUCGCGCUGGUGACGGCGAGCGAGCCCUUCUCGGUGGACACGGGCGUUUUUGGUACGACCAAAAAGAACAAGCUAGUGCUGGACGCGUUGUCGCACAUUUACCAGUCCAGGAAAGACCACGCCCGAUGGGCCGCGCCGUUGUCCGAAAGCUACUGGGCCACCUGCUGGAUUCUUGCCGGGGCGGUGAAAAAAUUGUACGUGAUGGACCGCUGGGAGAAGGUGUUCUGGCUGAAACCCGUCACCAUGGAAGACUAUCUGUUCUAGUAAAAACGGCUGGACCGCGCGCCUCCAGUUGCUGGAUGAAAUGGACGUCAGUUGGCUUUCCAAGUUGUGAGCUAUUGUCUGACGCAAGAGCUGCUCUUUGGUUCGCAGCAUCGAUUUUUUUAUUCCUAUGGUUAUUCUUAGAUACCAAUCUGGUUUCGCUUUCGUGUCUUCAUGUUCAUGAUAGACUUAGACGUGUACAAUUUUUAAGUUGUAGCUCUUUAGCACGAGCUGCUCCAAUAUCGACGAUCUUGUUGGUGUCUUACAUUCGAUAAGAACGCCAGCACUGAAGCCUGCCAUGAACCAAGUUCGAUGCCUCACGUAUAGUUUGGGUUUCAGUUCGCAUGUAUCGACUCUGAUCAAAAGAUUAAAUUUGUAUUCUCGCAUCUUCACUUCACGUUGCGACCCUUGUGCAUGAGACGUGCGUCCAGCGUGAAGAUGAUUGCGCUCUGUAAGUAAAAUCCAUUUGUGAUGUUGCACGAUAGGAAGUUAAGUAGUCACCAGUCAGUUUGCAAGAGCAAGGCUGGUUUUUGAUACUAGAGUUGAUAAGUAGAGUUAGAAUUUGGUAGUUUGUUGAUACGUAGUAUCUUGGUUUGUGCAUACUUGGGAUCUUGAUCAGCUCCUACGAGUUGAACGUCGGGCAGCUCUGCAGCUCAGGAGGCCCAGCAAAACAAUUUUGCGAUAGUUGCAACCCCUUUUGAGAACUUCUUGGGACAAUCAAGAAACCGGUCUUGAUUAGUGCCGUAUGUGCCGGAGCUCUUACAGCCUUGGGCGCGCAACCACCACAUCCACCUCCUCUAUGCAGACCUCCACCUCCUAGCGUAGCCAUUUUCGGACUCAAGGUUGCAUGGGGGAUGGAAGCGGUACAGUGAC